CAAGCCCUCACACCCUCACGCCGCUCCUCCCGGUGCCCAGCCUCGCCCACUCGUUCGCUCCGCUAGAAGGCCAUGCUGGGCUUGGCACUGCUGUCGUUCUGCGCCGCCGGCUGGGCGGCCGCCGCGCCCCACGACGAGGAUCUGCGCGCCAGCGUCGUCUUCAACCAGCUGGCGAUCGCCCAGGUGCUCGAGAACCUCAGCAACAUUUCUCAAGGUGACGCCGCAGUGACCACGCAGCUGGCGCAGUUCUCCCAGAGCCAGAGGGCGCAGAUGCAGCAGACGAACGACGGCCUCGCUCGAGUGACAUCCACCUUAGAAAUCCUCUCCCAGGCUCUGACGUCACACCUGCAGCAGGAUGACGUCAUAAACCGAGGUACUUUCAUGCCAAGCGAGUUAGUGGAAAGAGUGAAAGCACAAGAGAACGAAAUGCAACAACUGUUGCAAAGGAUAAACCAAACUGCAGCCGUCAUUAAGCAGCUUGAAGAACAAAGUCAGCAACUUCAGAAUGAGGUCGACCUCAGACGUCAUGAGGUCCAGCAAAAGGAGGACUUGAUUGGGCAGCUCAAGGCCAGCAUUCGGAGAGUGAAGGAUGAGACCCUGCAGAUUUUGGCCAAAGGCAACGACGCAGAAGGGGAGGCCUCCCUUCAAGCAAAAGCACAGGCCCUCAAGGACGAGCUGGCGGGGGAGAAAGCACUGCACACUCAGAAACAGGCAACCAACACCCGGUUAGAGCAACAGGUCGCACAGGUAGAAAGCGACAGCGAUGUAAUCCGACAGGAAUUGGCUCAGCUGGACGAGGAUAUCGAGCAGCUUCAGCAGCGAAAGACCUCGGCCGAAGGAGACAAAAAGGCUCAGCUGGAAAAGAAGGCCAACUUAAGGCAAGCCAAAGAAGAAGCACUGGCAGCAAACACCAGCAUCCAGACAGUGAUUGAUCAGCUGACUGGAAGGAUCAGCAAUCAAGAAGCUGAAAAGAAAGUGUUGGAACAACAAAAGAAAAAUAAGGAAGAUGCGCUUGGUGCUCUUCGAGCGUCACUGGCGUCUCUGAACACCAAGAAAGAAGAAGCAGACGAAAGAUUGUUAGAUAUGGAAGAAGACAUAGAUUUAUAUUGUGAUUUUUAGCAGUUUGUUUAUUGUGCAGUACAAGAGGAUCAAGAAAUACUGUGUGGGUAUACCAGGUGCCAUAAUUGGUCCAUGGAGGUGACAGUGAAGUGCAGAGACCCUGAUAUUAGUUAUAAAGGGGUUCAGGAAUGGAUACGGACAAUAGGUAUAAAGACAGUAAAAGUUCACAGGGGUCACAGUAUAGUGCAAGUUCUUAAUUUUGAUUAUAUAAGUUGUUCAGUAGGGCAUGAGAGCAUUGGGUACCAAGACAUUGAAAGUUCUCUGUGAUCAUUUUUAUCGUUUACAUUUAGUACAGUGAUCAUGGUUCUUUUCUACAGACCGUAUUAUCCAGAGCAUUAAUAUUCAAGGUUACAAUUUGUGCAAAGCUGUUUGCUUCUCCUUGUUGAUCUACUAAAUUCGAUAUGAUACGAGAAAGUAAAGAAGGCGGUGAGUUCAUUCUUCAAACGGAAAGGCCAAACUAUUAGUGUGAUACACAUUUGUACAUGUCUGAACAAUUUUCUCUCAACAGAGUUCCGUAGCUGCAGAAACAUCAGCGAAGCUUUGCAGACAAGGAUCGGCCU
Molecule: messenger RNA, 1679 nt
Organism: Penaeus indicus
Lineage: Eukaryota; Metazoa; Arthropoda; Malacostraca; Decapoda; Penaeidae
Product: tropomyosin-2-like
Exons: 4
Coding region: 73-1119 (348 amino acids)
Source: RefSeq, a predicted model, not a curated record